Molecule: messenger RNA, 1061 nt
Organism: Alnus glutinosa
Lineage: Eukaryota; Viridiplantae; Streptophyta; Magnoliopsida; Fagales; Betulaceae
Exons: 5
Coding region: 92-730 (212 amino acids)
Source: RefSeq, a predicted model, not a curated record
UCUCUUGCGCAUUUUCUCGAACCAACCUCAACCCUCUUCUUUCCUUUAUAUUCCUCCUCGCCCAUCAAGAGACCUUGAAGCUCAAAGCCCAAUGGCCUUCGCUCACUAUUUGCUCGCUGUUCCAGUUGAGCCCUCAAAGCACCUCAAAACUUCUCUGCCUACGUCAUUUUCCUCUUAUUCUUCUUCUCCGUCUCUGUUUUCUAUAGCCUUUGCUUCGUCUUCGCUCCGGUCCAAAGCUCGUAAGCCCUCUAUCUUCUCCAGGUUCCGUAGAAUCGGACACAAAGCUAAGGCUAAGCAGAAAGAGUCUGAAGUCAGUCUAGCCGAAGAUGCCUUUAAUUUCAAGCAUCUGCUUCUUCCAAUCACGGAUCGGAAUCCUUUUCUAUCUGAGGGAACAAGACAGGCUGUAGCAACUACUGCUGCUUUGGCUAAGAAGUAUGGGGCUGACAUCACGGUUGUGGUUAUUGAUGAAAUGCAGAAAGAAUCGUUGCCGAAGCAUGAGACCCAACUCUCUAGCAUCCGCUGGCAUCUCUCUGAAGGUGGGUUCCAGGAAUUUAAGUUGCUAGAGCGACUCGGGGAAGGUAAUAAGCCAACAGCCAUCAUUGGUGAGGUUGCUGAUGAUCUGAAUCUGGAUUUAGUAGUUAUAAGCAUGGAAGCAAUUCAUUCCAAGCAUGUAGAUGCAAACCUGCUGGCUGAGUUCAUUCCCUGCCCUGUCAUACUUUUGCCUUUGUAAAAUGGUUUGUUUUCAUCCCUAGCAAUUUCUGAACCGUGCGUUACAAAUGCCAAUCUUGUUCGGAUGGCUUUUUUCUUUUCUUCUGUUAAUUAUCGGACUUGUUUGGCAGCCCUUUCUCUGUGGGGCUGCCUGAAUUACAUACAAUUUGGGCAGCCAAGCCAAUUGCAGGGAUCCCUAUCCAUGUGGCCCAUGUCUUUGUAGUGCGCUUGCGGGAAUUAUGAUUUCUUGGCAAAUUUGUGGGGAAGUUCUUACCCAAAUGAACUUUGUCAAGUUUAAAAAAUGAUGCUGGAUUUUGACCUACCUAUUUAUUUAUUUCGCUGAACUUGCCGAA